Molecule: messenger RNA, 987 nt
Organism: Entamoeba invadens IP1
Lineage: Eukaryota; Evosea; Mastigamoebida; Endamoebidae
Exons: 2
Coding region: 1-987 (328 amino acids)
Biological process (GO): regulation of GTPase activity
Source: RefSeq, a predicted model, not a curated record
AUGGGUCGGUCCGCUAUGAGUGAAGAUGAUGAUUCCGAUGGGUCUUCAGACAAUAUAGUAUCCUCGCCAAUAACUCGAGUACCAUCAGCUCCUUUUCAACGAACUUUUCGUUCUCAUUCUUUGAAUGCUGAUGACGCAAUGUUGCAGAUUUUAUUUUUAGCACCUUAUUCGCCUCUCUUGAAAAGUUAUGUACGAACCCUUUUGAAAACGGACUGUGAGAAUAGAAACAUUGACGUUUUAAUGAACUAUUUUACUGCUCGGAAAUUAUUACCACAGCUGUUACAAACGCUUGCGAAAUUUGAAGUUGAACAAACGAAUAUGUGUAACCCUCUUUUUAGAGGGAACACCAUCUUUUCAAAGACAUAUAUCUUUUACUUAAACAAACAUUGUUCGGACUUUGUCAAAGAAACGUCUUCAGCACUUUUGGACUUCUUGUCUGCGAUCCAAUUUGACGAUAAAAGCAGUGCGAGUACGACGAUGUACUCAUCGAUAGUCUCGACGUAUUUAUCUCUCUUGAAUGAGUCGAAGAGGAUCAUCCCGAAGAAUCUCUUGUGGGUCAUCCACGGCAUAUAUAAAGUAGUUCUGAUCAAAAGAAAUAGCACAGAAGCUCUCAUUGGAGUUAACACACUCUUCUUCAUGAGAUACUUGUUAAUCCCUUUUAUGAAGAUGCCAAACUUAUUUAAGUACAUCCAAUCCCUCAUCACACCAAUCGUCUGCGGGAAACAAGUCAUCCAAAAGAAUGAGGAAUUCUAUGUCAUUCAAGAACUCAUCGAUAUCAUCACUAAAGAAGUGUUGGCACCAAACACGCCUAGGUCUUACUAUAUGACUAAAGACCAAGAAAGAACAAGCAACGAAAUGCUUGUCCUUUUAAGAACUAAUAGAGAAGCUUUAAUUGAUAACUAUGACGGAGAUGAGAUGGAACUCAGUAAUCUACUUGCUGAUCCAGUUUUACUUAAGGAGUCCGUCCUUCUCAAAUGGGCAAAGUGA